GCCCGGGCUCCGGCGCAGCCACGUGGGCCUGCUGCUGGAGCGGUUCUCCGGCGGCCCCGCGGCGGCGGGCGCCGCCAGCGGCGCGGGCGCCGACCGCAGGUUUGUCACUGCCGCGCUGACGAGGGCGGCCCCGCGCAUGUCAGCGCUGCAGCUGCUCGACACGCUCGGCGUCGCCGCGCGCCUGCGGCUGUCGGCAAGCGUGACCGCGGUGGUGCUGCCGCGCCUGCAGCGCGGGCACCCUGCCGCAGACAUCCAGCG
Messenger RNA from Prorocentrum cordatum, 258 nucleotides. Lineage: Eukaryota; Dinophyceae; Prorocentrales; Prorocentraceae. The record is from the annotation of a GenBank genome assembly.